AUGUAUCAGCUAGUCAACGCAGAUGGGUACAAGUACCCCGGACGGGACACCUAUGUCUUAGAUAUCCUGCCGGUUGCAACUGGAUUUGCGACAACAGCUUCCGAUCAAACUCUCAAUCUCUUUGACCCCUUGAGACUGAGCCAGGGGCCAAUCAAGACAAUCCGGACGGACCAUGGGAACCUCACCGCAGCAAAAGUUUACAGCACCGGGGACUCGGUAGUCUGCACCACGGGAGAGAACGGCACUAUCUCGGUGUGGGAUUUGCGCCUGGACCCUUCUACUGCCCGCGCAAUGCAAAUAGGGGGAAACCUUCCUGGUCUACUAUCCCUAGCCUGCUCAGAUGCGACCAACACGGUAGCCGCCGGCACAGAGCUCGCCAAUCACCAAGCCUCCAUCAUCAUUUGGGACCUCCGUUCCCCGGCCGCACCGCGGAUGCAAUACAACGAGGGCCACUCCGACGACAUCACCGAACUCGCCUUCCACCCGCAGACACCCACGCACCUCCUCUCCGGCUCGACCGACGGCCUGCUCAACCUGACCAACACGCUCAUCGGCGACGAAGACGACGCGGUCCAAGCGACGUUCAAUCACGGAUCCGUGCACCGCGCAGGGUUCCUGGGCGGCGCCACGGGCGCCACGGAGGUGUUUGCCGCGUCCCACGACGAAAAGUUCGCCGUGUACGACACGGCCGACGAGACGCCGCUGCGGGGCGCGGCGACGCUGGACCUGGGCGACGUGCGCCCGCUGCUGGGCUGCCAGUACCUCGCCGAUGUGGUGGGUAAGGCGGGCGGGAUGGGGGCGGUGGUGGGGGUCGGGGCGCAGGAUCAGGAAAUGUUCCAGUUGAUUCACCUGUCCAAGGGCGCCGGUGGGUGGGGGUUGGAUAGGGACACCGUUGUUGGGCUGCCGGGGGCGCAUGGAUCGGAGUUGGUGAGGAGUUUCUGCUUCUAUGACGAGCAGCAGCUGGUGUUUACCGCUGGGGAGGACGGCUGUGUCAAGGCUUGGAGGCCAGGGAAUUAA
Chaetomium fimeti is the source of this 1017-nucleotide messenger RNA. Its product is annotated as quinon protein alcohol dehydrogenase-like superfamily. The record is from RefSeq and is a predicted model, not a curated record. Gene Ontology annotation, molecular function: protein binding. The coding region runs from base 1 to 1017 and encodes 338 amino acids. Lineage: Eukaryota; Fungi; Ascomycota; Sordariomycetes; Sordariales; Chaetomiaceae. The transcript is spliced from 5 exons.